GCGCGUUUCCGCUCCAAACUUCCACGGAUAGCUGAUAGAAUUAGCACCGACGACAGCUUUGAAAAGUACUAAAUUACAUUGUGAAUAUACACUACCGAGUACCGUUCUGUGGAAGCCCGUGUAAUCGAUAUUUUUUCUACACGAACCUGUACAGAACCGUGUUGGGAGCUGUUUGGGAAUAGCAAUAGCACGCUAGCAUCAUUUCGAUGCAAGUCACAUCGCAAUGCCACUCGCUCCGGCCAACCAAUCUCAGCUAAUUCGAGCCGGUCAGAAGGACGAGUACUACCAAGCCUUCCUUAGAAACAACGCAAAUGAAGCCUUUCAAACGCUUGCCGGAUCCAAAAGGUGGCUGGACUGGAGGAAAGAAGUUGAGCUUCUUUCAGACAUUGCCUACUUUGGUUUUACAACACUCAUAGGUUACCAGACACUGGGUGAGGAGUAUGUCAACAUCAUCCAAGUUGACCCCAGUAAAAGACACAUCCCCUCCGCCGCCAGACGAGGCCUCUUUGUUUUCUGCCAUACAUUCCUGCCCUACCUCUUGGACAAAGUCUUGGUCUGCUUGGAGAACGAGCUAGAAGGAACAAAAGUGCCUCGCGGCGGUAUCAGAAGGCGGCAGACUCCAUCUGGGCCGUGGAGCUUGGAACUGUGGCUGCGGAGAUGUGCACAGAGGGCAGUGGGACAGUUGUCAGAGUCUCAGAGGAAAAAGUGUUUGCCGGCUGUGUUUUUCCUACAGCAGACAAUCGCCCUCCUGCACAGAUUCCAUGUGGCGCUCUUUUAUGUCAGCGGCAUGUUCUAUCAACUGUCGAAGAGGACUUCCGCAAUCAGUUAUCUGCGUGUUUCAGGUCUGAGGAAUGAUGAUGGCACCAUCAGGAGUAGCUACAGACUGCUGGGAGCCGUCUCCCUCAUCCAACUUUUUGUCACAAUGUAUCUGCAGCUCAACAACUUUAGGCAGAGACAGAGAGCCCGGCAGGAGUGGAAGCUCUACAGGAACCUCACUUGCAGUCCACAACAAAGCCUAAAAUCAAGGUCCAGGCCUGCUCGCUGCAUCCUCUGCUUGGAGGAGCGCAGACAUCCAACUUCUACCCCUUGUGGACACCUUUUCUGCUGGGAGUGUAUCACAGAGUGGUGCAACACCAAGGCAGAGUGCCCCCUGUGUCGGGAGAAGUUCCAGCCUCACAGACUAGUGUACCUGAGGAACUACACCUAAAAGACCCAUAUUAUGUUGGUGAAAGAAUAUAAUUUUUAACAAAAAAAACAUAUUUAAACAUACUCACACAAUGCAGUUGACAAAAAUAAAAAGAAAUGUAAUUUAAACACGUGAACAACAUUUUUGCAUCAUGCAGCUUUCUGAUUCAAACUAUGCAAACUAUACAGAUGCUGUCUUUGAAAUGACAACUGUACCUUUUUUGUGAAAAGAUGUUUGAAAUCCAUUUUGAUUGCAUCAGUCAAUAAUAAUGAAAUAAUUUCUGGAUGGCAAAAUAAAGUAUUAUUUUAUU
Messenger RNA from Corythoichthys intestinalis (scribbled pipefish), 1496 nucleotides. It is a transcript of the gene pex10, whose product is annotated as peroxisomal biogenesis factor 10. The record is from RefSeq and is a predicted model, not a curated record. Bases 224 to 1207 code for a protein of 327 amino acids. Gene Ontology annotation, molecular function: zinc ion binding. NCBI's taxonomy places the organism in Eukaryota, Metazoa, Chordata, Actinopteri, Syngnathiformes, Syngnathidae. Gene Ontology annotation, biological process: protein import into peroxisome matrix. Gene Ontology annotation, cellular component: peroxisomal membrane. The transcript is spliced from 6 exons.